AUGGUUGCAACUGCCGCUACAUUCUUCAAUCCACAAUUUCUUCACUCGCAUGGUAGGAUUAAGAUAUGGACACUCAGCAGGGAUAGUUGUUUCAGUGGAAAUGUGAAGUUUGAGUUCCCUAUUCACAGAUCAGAAUUUCAUCGUCAGGUUCAUUUGUCACAUCUUGCACCGAUAUAUGCAACUUUUAAGGAGCCAAAGGGGUUUGGACCUUCCCAAAAGAAAAGGAAGAAGAGCAAGAAGUUGAAAAGGGACUAUGUAGAAGAUGAAGAGGAUAAUGAUGACGAUGAAGAGGAAGAACCAGACAGGGGAAUUAUUCCCGAGGUAGUUACCAACAGGAUGAUGAACAGGAUGGCAGUCUCAGUGGGGAUUCCACUAGGUAUUGGGCUUUUGUUUUUCCCAUUGUUCUACUAUCUUAAGGUUGGGUUGAGGAUUGAUGUACCCUCCUGGGUGCCAUUCAUUGUGUCCUUCUUUUUCUUUGGGUCUGCUCUGUUGGGAGUGAGUUAUGGGAUUGUGUCCUCCAGUUGGGACCCACUAAGGGAAGGUUCCUUUUGGGGUUGGAAUGAGGCCCAGAAGAAUUGGCCUGUUUUUUGGCAGUCCCUUAGAGGUGGAUCUAGGAAGAAUUAG
Molecule: messenger RNA, 624 nt
Organism: Sphenostylis stenocarpa
Lineage: Eukaryota; Viridiplantae; Streptophyta; Magnoliopsida; Fabales; Fabaceae
Source: the annotation of a GenBank genome assembly